ACGUACGCGUGUACGAGCGUACAAAUGCUAUAAGAUACAAGACAUUACAUUCCGGAAACUACCAAUACCAUCCCCCCACAGCUCUCCCCUCAAAAGGCAUUUCCUAUACACACACACACACACACACACACACACACACACACACACACACACAUACAUACAUACAUACAUACAUACAUACAAUAAUACAUAUACAUGGAUGAAGAAACGGUAUUUUUGAAGAUUAAGUAGGAAAAGGAGAAAAUGGCAGAAGUUAUUUGCGUACGAAGUUCAAAAAGUUCAGAUGCGCGUGCGCAAACAUAAACAGACGCGCGCACAGACACACGAUAGUUAAGUAAAUAAUAUUAUUUGCGCGGGAACUGCAAGCACAUGCAUUUUACUGGUAUUGUGUAAAUAUGGCAGGAGAACUUCUGGUUUUGUUAAUUGCCAUUUCUGUAGACUUUAGCCAGGCUGGAAUAACAAAUCAUUCGUUUGGAAGACACAGUUUUGAAAAUGAUAAGAAUUUCAAUGAUCCAACAUUAAAAGAAAAGAGUACCGGGGGAGAAAUAUUGAACACCAUUGAGACUACGAUUUAUGGAGGGAAUCACCCAGGAGGAGACAUUGACGAGGAAAAUAUUCGUAGCAGCAAUGAAGGAGAACAGAAUAAAAUGGAAAUAGCAUCAGGCGAAUCAGCAACAGUUCCAGAAUAUACCAAAUAUAUGAACGAAGGCAGUGGAGAUCAAUACUCGAAUCAGUCCUACACAGUUUUCCAAGAUAAAUCUUUACAAAUUAGUUUACAACCAUUUCAUGGAUCGGUGAGCGUUAAUUACACUUUUCUGAAAGAGAAACCAGAGCUUAUUCAGUGCCAUGUAAUUAGCAGACGAAACGAGCGAUUCAUUGAAACUUUAAUGAGUUUAAUCAACUGCGGACAUUUCCCGGAAAUACCAAACGGAAAAUUUGUUUUUGCACUCGGUCAUUCUCCGGAUGAUAUUAUUUCAAGAGUUUUAUGUGACCGCUAUUAUAUUCGUGUAGGAGAGGCUAACGGUGAUCUUCGCUGUCGGAAAGGAGUUUGGUACCAUAACGCCACAUGUGAAAUUGUGAAAUGUUUAAGAAAACUCCAAGUGCCCUCCAAUGGUCGGAAAGUAUCGAAAACUGGGAAUACAGUCAAUUCUACAAUAACGUUUUCUUGUCAGUAUGGUUACAAGUUGUUUGGAAACAAAACCUUGGUGUGUGGCGAAGAUGGAAACUGGAUGGGUACGUUCCCUUCUUGUCAAUUAGUGAAAUGUCCCAAACCUCAGCUGCCAGAUCAUGGAUUUAUUGAAAAAGAUAAACAGGAAACCGUUUUCAAUACGACACUUGUCUAUCGAUGUAGGGAAGGAUAUAGUCUUGUUGGUUCAUCGCAUAUCACGUGUCAAGCUGACGGAAAGUGGAACAGAGAGUUUCCUGUUUGUAAACAAGUUUGCUUGAUUCCAGAUAUAAAAGGACUAACGAAGCCGUUGUGGUUAUUACCAACCUUUAAAGCAUUGAAUACUUCAGCGGAGAUAUCUUAUGGACAGCAAAUAAUUUACUCAUGCAAAAAACGUUUCAAAAAUGCCUAUGAAGGAGCUAUUACAUGCAUUAAUGGAAUUUGGGUCCCAGCUAUAUUUUGCAUCAGGUCUUCUGCAUGUGUGGAACCGAAAACACCAAAGCAUGCAAUAAUUGUCUAUCAAAUUGGUAGGGCCUUUGUACAGUAUGAUUGCAAGAAAGGCUAUCAGAUAUCGAACACAGAUCUCCGAAUUUGUUCUCGCAGACGCACAUGGUCUCAUCCAGUUCCAGAAUGCGUGAAAUCUUGUGAGCUUCCUAAAAUCUUUGGAAUGAAAGAUGCAGAAUUCGACUUCAAAUACAAUAAGACUAAAACUAGGUCUUUAUAUGAAAUUUUCCUGACGUAUUCCUGUAAAAACGAUUUCAGAAAACCAAAAGAAAUUCAACCUAAAUGUCUUAAUGCAACUUGGAAUCCAUUGCCACGGUGUGUUCCGGCUAAUGUUAGACUCAGCUAUACGUUUGGUGAAACCAUCGGAGUUGCAGAAAUCUUCAGUGAUGGCACUUGGGGAGGUGUCUGCGAUCAUUUUUACGUUGGUGUUGGCAGAUGGGGUAAAUCCGAAUCAAAAGUAUUUUGCCGAAUGCUAGGUUUCAAAAACGGCCAAAAGUUAAGAUCCUACAGUUCUUCAGGAGUUCGAGCCAAAUUCAUGGGUAUUGCGUGUUCUGGCGAUGAAGAAAGCAUCCUACAGUGCCGAACUAAACAAGCAAAUGUGUUUUGUACAGACUUAGUGGUUGUUUCAUGCCGGGGAUAUAUUUUCCCUGAAUAACUUUUUAAAGAAACAUUUAGUUCUGAUGAAAAGUCUUAAUUAAUGUUCCACUUGCAGGAAUGAAAAUAUUUCCUCCAAAAUCUCUGUUUCGCUUUCAUUACACAGGUAUAUCUUCUUUCAUAUUAAAUUUUAUUCUUAUUUCUGA
Molecule: messenger RNA, 2469 nt
Organism: Octopus sinensis (East Asian common octopus)
Lineage: Eukaryota; Metazoa; Mollusca; Cephalopoda; Octopoda; Octopodidae
Product: sushi, von Willebrand factor type A, EGF and pentraxin domain-containing protein 1-like
Exons: 1
Coding region: 396-2324 (642 amino acids)
Cellular component (GO): membrane
Source: RefSeq, a predicted model, not a curated record